This is a messenger RNA of Carya illinoinensis, 2832 nucleotides long. RefSeq lists its product as uncharacterized. Bases 1 to 2832 code for a protein of 943 amino acids. The record is from RefSeq and is a predicted model, not a curated record. NCBI's taxonomy places the organism in Eukaryota, Viridiplantae, Streptophyta, Magnoliopsida, Fagales, Juglandaceae. The transcript is spliced from 6 exons.
AUGGACAAAAGCUGGAUGACUUUGGGUGAUAGACUUUUAUCACCUGCUUAUGCUGAUGGGGUACGCAAUUUCCUUACAAUGGCACAAAACCAUGCCAUGGGAAGUGAUCGCAUUUGGUGUCCAUGCCGUAUAUGCUGUAAUAAUCUCUUCUUGCCUAUACUUGAGGUGGAGUCUCACUUGUUUAUAAAAGGGAUAGAUCCAAAUUACACGCACUGGAUAUUUCAUGGGGAGGAGGAAACACUCCCCACCAUUGACGAUGAUGGCGAUCCAUCGAUUGAAAGUGGAGAUGUGUACAUUGAUGACAUAGAUGCCUUUCCUAAUGCUGAAUUGCCACAAUCAUAUGAGGAGGCAAGGACAUUGGAGCGCGGUUUGGGUUUCACGUACCACAAAAUACAUGCAUGCCCUAAUGAUUGCAUCUUAUUCUGGAAGGAAAAUGUUCAUAUGUCUGAGUGUCCUAUCUGUAAGGCGUCGCGAUGGAAGCCAAAUACACACGGGUCACGAGUGAUCCCUCAAAAAGUGCUUUGUCAUUUUCCCUUGAAGCCAAGAUUGCGGCGUCUCUUUGUGUCAAGCAAGAUAGCGGGUGACAUGAGAUGGCAUAAGGAGCAGCGGGUCAUCGAUGAGAGUAGUAUGAGACAUCCUGUUGACUCUGAGUCUUGGAAGACAUUUGAUCAAGCUCAUAGUUGGUUUGCAAGGGAUGCUCGCAAUGUCAGGCUUGGUUUGGCAAGUGACGGGUUCAAUCCCUUCAACAAUUUGGCAAAACCUUAUAGCAUUUGGCCAGUGAUUCUUGUCCCGUGUAACUUACCGCCAUGGUUAUGCAUGAAGGAUUCAUUCUUUAUGACAUCCCUCAUUAUCCCUGGCCCAAAAUCACCAGGGAAUGACAUUGAUGUUUAUUUGCAACCAUUAAUUGAUGAGUUACUUGAACUUUGGGCACAUGGGGUACCUACAUAUGAUGCAUCCACUAAAGAAAUGUUCAUGUUACAUGCCGCAUUGUUGUGGACAAUUAAUGACUUUCCCGCCUAUGGAAAUCUGUCUGGGUGGUCAACAAAAGGGAAAUUGGCAUGUCCAUCUUGCAAUGCCAGUACAGAUUCCAACUGGUUGAAGAAGAGAAAACGCACAACAGAAGAGUUGAACUGGACAAAGAAAAGCAUAUUCUUCAAACUACCUUAUUGGUCAACAAUGCGGCAUAGACAUAAUCUAGAUGUUAUGCAUAUUGAGAAGAAUAUUUCCGAGAACAUUUUGGGCACUUUAAUGAACAUCCUCGGCAAGACAAAAGAUAACUCUAAUUCACAGCGUGACCUAGAGAUCCUGGGGUUUAGAAAGGAAUUACAUUUGAAACGUGAAGGUGAACGAACUAUUAUGCCACAUGCAUCAUACACAUUACAUGGAGAUGAAAGGAAUAAAUUCUGUGAGUGGCUUGCUGAGGUGAAAUUUCCUGAUGGGUUUGCUUCUAAUAUCACGCACUAUGUAUCUGUAUGUGAUUCCAAGAUCUCUGGGCUCAAAAGCCAUGACCAUCAUGUUUUCUUGCAAACACUACUUCCUAUUGCUGUGGGGGGGUUCUUAAGGAGGGAUAUUGCAUUGGCUUUGACUGAACUUAGUAGUUUCUUCAAAGAGUUGUGCGCCCGAACAGUAGAUGUGAAUCGCCUAUCAAAGCUCCAGCUUGAUAUCGUCACCAUUUUAUGCAAACUGGAGAUGAUUUUCCCUCCAUCUUUUUUCGAUGUAAUGGUCCACCUAGCUGUCCAUUUAUCCCGUGAGGCUAUUCUUGGCGGUCCAGUUCAAUAUCGGUGGAUGUACCCAUUUGAGAGAUAUCUCGGCAAGUUCAAGCGGUAUGUUAAGAACAAAGCACAUCCAGAAGGUUCAAUAGCGGAAGCCUGGGUUCACAUUGAGUGUUUGACAUUUUGCUCAAUGUAUCUUAAAGAUGUUGAGACGAAGUUUAACCGACCGGACCGUAACAUUGAUGGUGUAGAAGAUGAGACUGUAGAUGGGUUCACAAUUUUCAACCAGAAACUUCGUCCCUUGGGUAUAGCUAAUAGUGUGCAAUUACACGAUAAACUCCAUACAGCAGCCAUUUGGGAACACUAUGACAAAUGCAAGAUGUCAAACCCAAAUUCUAUUGAUCGCACGCAACAAACUGAGUUUCCAAAUUGGUUCAAGCAACGUGUGGUGGACCAUCGUAACAACAACCCACUUGAUGUGUCCCCAGAUUUGUAUGCGUUAGCUUGCGGUCCUGACCGUUGGGUCGCAACAUAUGCUGCCUGCAUUAUAAAUGAGUUACACUACAUGGGAGGUCAGAGAGUGUACUUGUUCAGUUGUGAUUGGUUUGAUGUUGGUGAUAAAAGGAGAGGGGUACGGGUAGACGAUCAUUUAACUAGUGUCAAUAUGAAUAGGACUUGGUAUAAGGACGAACCAUAUGUGCUGGCAUGUCAGGCUUCCCAGUGUUUUUACAUUAGGGAUAUAAGGGCGAAAGGUAACUGGUUUGUUGUGCAGAAGUACAAUAAUAGGAAUGCGUAUGACAUUCCACCAGUGCACAGGGUUCUAGAGGGUAAUGAUGGCGAAUCAAGUGACGAUGAUGCGUAUCAAGAGAUUGAGUCAUCAUAUGAUUAUCCACUUUUGCAUUGUGAUGCAUGUCCUGUGUCAACUCCACUCAUUAGGACUGAUAUAGAACCUACCCAUAUUGAUGCACGAGACCACAUGGAGUCGGGUGGUGCGCACAGAAAUUCACCAGAUUUUAUUGAUGAUAGCAUGGUUCCAUCUGGUUCUGGAGAUGCAUAUGGUGAUUGGGAGUAUUCAGAUGAUGAGGACAAGUCAACCGACUCUGAGUCCUCCUUAGAAUAG